AUGCCCAGCUCUCUCGACCAGCUCAAGGCCUCUGGCACUGUCGUUGUCAGUGACUCUGCAAUUGCCAAGUACAAGCCUCAAGAUGCCACCACCAACCCAUCCCUCAUCCUUGCCGCCUCAAAGAAGGCUGAGUAUGCUAAGCUGAUCGACUCCGCUGUCGCAUACGCCAAGACAAAGGGCGGCGACGUCGACCAGCAGGUCGAUGAUGCCCUCGACCGUCUCCUGGUCGAGUUCGGCAAGGAGAUCCUCAAGAUCGUUCCUGGCAAGGUCUCCACCGAGGUCGAUGCCCGCUUCUCCUUCGACACCAAGGCCUCCGUCGACAAGGCCCUGCACAUUAUCGAGCUCUACAAGGAGCAAGGUAUCUCCAAGGACCGCAUCCUGAUCAAGAUCGCCUCCACCUGGGAGGGUAUCAAGGCUGCCGAGAUCCUGCAGCGCGACCACGGCAUCAACACCAACCUGACCCUCAUGUUCUCCCUGACCCAGGCCAUCGCCGCCGCCGAGGCCGGUGCCUUCCUGAUCUCCCCCUUCGUCGGCCGUAUUCUUGACUGGUUCAAGGCCCACACCAAGAAGGAGUACGCCAAGGAGGAGGACCCCGGUGUUGCCAGCGUCAAGGCCAUCUUCAACUACUACAAGAAGUACGGCUACAAGACCAUCGUCAUGGGUGCUUCCUUCCGAAACACCGGCGAGAUCACUGAGCUCGCUGGCUGCGACUACCUCACCAUCUCGCCCAACCUGCUCGAGGAGCUCAUGAAUUCCGACGCCGAUGUCCCCAAGAAGCUCGACGCCUCUGCUGCCUCGUCUCUCGACAUUGAGAAGAAGAGCUACAUCUCCGACGAGCCCCUCUUCCGCUUCGACUUCAACGAGGACCAGAUGGCCGUCGAGAAGCUGCGCGAGGGCAUCAGCAAGUUCGCCGCUGACGCCGUCACGCUGAAGGGCAUCAUCAAGUCCAAGAUCACCGCAUAA
Messenger RNA from Phaeoacremonium minimum UCRPA7, 963 nucleotides. RefSeq names its product putative transaldolase protein. The transcript has 5 exons. Gene Ontology annotation, biological process: carbohydrate metabolic process; pentose-phosphate shunt, non-oxidative branch; pentose-phosphate shunt. Gene Ontology annotation, molecular function: transaldolase activity. NCBI's taxonomy places the organism in Eukaryota, Fungi, Ascomycota, Sordariomycetes, Togniniales, Togniniaceae. The record is from RefSeq and is a predicted model, not a curated record. Gene Ontology annotation, cellular component: cytoplasm; intracellular anatomical structure. The coding region runs from base 1 to 963 and encodes 320 amino acids.